AUGGAUCAGCAACUGGAAUCAAGCAAUGCAAGAGUUUACAAUCUCCGACUUUUUGAUCUUGUACUGGAUAGCGAGAAAGGCACCAGACCGAAAGUUCGGUCAAAACAUAAGAAUCUCAUUUCGAUGGCAAUCGAUCUCGUGAAUGGAAUUAAUCGGAAUGGUAGAAACAAGGAGCUUAAUUUCCGAUUUUUGAGUCCUCGAAUAAUGCCUUUGAUGCCUGAUAAGAUGCAAUCCCAGAAAGGUAUUUUGUCCCCUUCCAUCAUGUCAUUUUACAAGGAUGACAGUCCGGACAGUAUCAUCUCCCUUCCUAAGUUACUAGAAAAAAGUGGUAUGACGGAAAAAGAGCGGCAAGCAGUGCUAGAGAUGAUAAUGGAUGUUUCAGGAGCGCGUGUUGCUAUCGGAAUGGCUCUUGAUAUCCUCAGCGAAAGAAACGUUUUCGAUCUGGACGACAUGAUCUUUGAGACAACGAAGCAAAUUAAUGAAGCAUUCAAAGAUCUGGAAAAAUCCUUCAGUAUCGAACAAAGGAAUGAUAUGGAAAGCAAAGGAUUCACAUUCUUGCAAGCAACACAACUUAAAAAAAUACUUCAUCAGCAAGGUGUGAAGAAGUUGAAAGAUGUGAAUUUCGAUUUGGAGAAGUAUGAAAAACUUAAUAGAAAGGAGCAGGAAGAAGUACUAUGGGAGAAUAUCAAACGAAUUGCAGAGAAUGAAACUCAGGUUGUCAUUAUGAGUAUUUUUCCUGUAUAUCAUUGCAUGUAA
This is a messenger RNA of Loa loa (African eye worm), 756 nucleotides long. RefSeq lists its product as hypothetical. Lineage: Eukaryota; Metazoa; Nematoda; Chromadorea; Rhabditida; Onchocercidae. The record is from RefSeq and is a predicted model, not a curated record. The transcript is spliced from 6 exons. The coding region runs from base 1 to 756 and encodes 251 amino acids.